Musca domestica (house fly) is the source of this 616-nucleotide messenger RNA. RefSeq lists its product as uncharacterized. Gene Ontology annotation, molecular function: chitin binding. The coding region runs from base 85 to 420 and encodes 111 amino acids. Lineage: Eukaryota; Metazoa; Arthropoda; Insecta; Diptera; Muscidae. The transcript has a single exon. The record is from RefSeq and is a predicted model, not a curated record.
UUUGCAACUGGCAUCAGUUUUCCUACAACUCUUUAAUCGAAUCGAACGAAUUGCAGUAGAAAGAAAAAACCCAUCUCGUCCAAAAUGAAAGUAUUCGCCAUAGUAUUGAUUGUCUUUGCCAUCAUUGCCGUGUCAUUGGCCCAAGUUCAAGACCCAACUGAUCCCACAUAUACCGGACAACCAGGAUGUUUAACUGAAGAGGAAGUAACGGUUGGACUUUAUCCUCAUUUCCGCGUAAAGAGAGGCUACUGGAGAUGUUCAGUGUUGGGUCAGCCUGCCACCUUGGAAUUGUGUCCCGUUGCUCAAGGAUUCCUAGAAGCUGCGCGUGCCUGUGUUCCAUGGUCUCAAUGGUAUUGGACACCCACUGUUGCCCCACCAAGUUAUCCAGUUGCUGAUGUCACCGAUGUUCCACCUCAGUAGAUUUUGGUUGAUCGUGCUUACCUAUUUUCUCAUAUUCGGCUUUAGGGAAAUAAUGGAAAUUGUUUUCUAAAUUUGUGAUCUGAAAUUUCAAAGUGAUUUUGUUGAUAUUUAAUUUUUUUGUUGAUAUUUGAUUUAUUUUAUAGUUUACAAAAAUUGGCUUCAUGUAAUAUUUAUUGUUCUUUUUAAUGAAAUUUAA